Apus apus (common swift) is the source of this 1008-nucleotide messenger RNA. It is a transcript of the gene MOGAT2, whose product is annotated as monoacylglycerol O-acyltransferase 2. The record is from RefSeq and is a predicted model, not a curated record. Gene Ontology annotation, molecular function: 2-acylglycerol O-acyltransferase activity; diacylglycerol O-acyltransferase activity. The transcript is spliced from 6 exons. Bases 1 to 1008 code for a protein of 335 amino acids. Gene Ontology annotation, cellular component: endoplasmic reticulum membrane. NCBI's taxonomy places the organism in Eukaryota, Metazoa, Chordata, Aves, Apodiformes, Apodidae. Gene Ontology annotation, biological process: triglyceride biosynthetic process; diacylglycerol biosynthetic process.
AUGAAGGUUGAGUUUGCUCCUCGCUCCCUGCCUCUGCAGAGAAGGCUUCAGACAGCAGCUGUGGUUCAAUGGGUCUUCAGCUUCCUAGCUCUAGCACAGUGCUGCACAGCUGCCUUCAUCGCCCUCUUGUUCACCCGUUUUUGGCUGGUCAGUGCCCUCUAUGCCAUGUGGUGGUUCCUCGACAGGGAAAAACCCAGGAAGGGUGGGAGGCGGAUCCACACCCUCCGGAACAGCAUCGUCUGGAGGUACAUGAGGGACUAUUUCCCCGUCACGUUGGUGAAGACAGCAGAGCUGGACCCUAGGCAGAACUACGUGGCAGGAUUUCAUCCCCAUGGGGUCCUGGCAGCUGGAGCCUUUAUCAAUUUCUGCACAGAGGCAUCUGGCUUUUCCAGCCUCUUCCCAGGCAUUACCCCACACCUGAUGAUGCUCUCCCUGUGGUUCCGCAUCCCGUUCUUCAGGGACUACGUGAUGAGUGGAGGGCUUGUCCCAUCCGACAAGGAGAGCGCAUCCUACGUGCUGAAGAAGCCAGAAGGUGGGAACAUUCUGGCCAUCAUCGUUGGUGGGGCACAGGAGGCCCUGGAUGCCCGGCCAGGAUCCUGCACCUUGUUGCUGAAGAACAGGAAAGGAUUUGUCCGCCUGGCCAUCGAGCACGGCACCCCUCUGGUUCCCAUCUUUUCCUUUGGGGAGAACGACCUCUACGAGCAGGUGAGGAACCCCAGGGGCUCCUGCCUGAGGUGGCUCCAGCACCGGCUCCAGCAGAUCAUGGGUGUCUCCCUUCCCCUCUUCCAUGCACGAGGCAUCUUCCAGUACAGCUUUGGGCUGAUACCUUACAGGAGGCCCAUCUUCACCGUGGUUGGGAAGCCAAUUCCAGUGCAGAAGAAGCACAGCCCCUCCAAGGAAGAGGUUGAUGAAGUCCAUCAGAAGUACAUAAAUGAAUUGACCAAGCUUUUUGAAGAGCACAAAGCCAAAUAUAACAUCCCAGAAGACAGACACCUGGAAUUUAUAUAG